This is a messenger RNA of Schistocerca americana (American grasshopper), 1215 nucleotides long. RefSeq lists its product as uncharacterized. The transcript is spliced from 3 exons. Bases 1 to 1215 code for a protein of 404 amino acids. Lineage: Eukaryota; Metazoa; Arthropoda; Insecta; Orthoptera; Acrididae. The record is from RefSeq and is a predicted model, not a curated record.
AUGGGGGAUGCGGCGCCCGGGCAGCGCGCACGCGCGAGGCGGGCGGCCGUCGAUACGGAGGCGGCGCGCGCCGUCGACGUCUGCGCCGCGGGCGCCCGGCGCCGGCGCAGCCACGGCGCGCUCUCCUCCUCCGCGCCACCCCGCCUGCCGCUGGCCAAGACGCGCUCGCUGGGUGCGCUGCACUCGCCCCCCGUUUGCGCUGGCAGCCCUGCCGACGCCGGGGGUGGAGGGGGGCGUGACUCAGUGCAGUGCACCGAUAGCGAGCCGGCCGGCCGACCGGAGCCCAAGGCGUCCAUAUUCGACACAGUCAGGCAGCGCUUGCUCGACGCGGAGCUCGUGUGGCCGCCGCCGCGGGGUGUGUCCGACGAUGACGCCGCCGCGGCGGUCAAUACCGCGCUGCUGCAGAACGCGCAGAGAGAUCUGAUCAUCGAGAACACUUUCCUCGCGCUACAGGGUAAGUACGGUGUCCGCUACUCGCGCGGGAGCAGCAGCCCUGCGCCGUCCGAGGGUGACAGCGGCGACGACGACGAUGACAGCGACGAGUCGCUGAGCUCCGGAUCGGACGAGGCUGACGGCGACUUCAGGUCGAUCUUCCUGCGGCCGCUGUCCAGCCUAUUUAGGCGCAUCUAUACCGGCCCUUCGUCCGCGAUGGGCAACCUCCAGGCGUCCGAGGGCAAGAAGGGCGGCACGGGUGGCAAGAGCCCGGCCAAGAACAAGAAGGACAAGGGGCUGACGGGGGGGCGCAAAUCUCCCGGCCAGGCCAAGUCGGCGAAAGCUGCAGCCGCCGCCGCCGCAGCAGCAGCCACUGCUCGCCCCCAGCAGCAGCGCCGCCAGACCGCCGACAGUGCAGCCGCGCCGCCGACAGAUGGCUCCGCCGUCGCGGUCACCUGUUCCGAGCGCGUGGAGGACGCCGGCAGUCGCACGCGGCAAGCGGUCGCCGGGGCUUCCGACGAGAAGUCAGACGCUGCAGCGGUCGCGCAGACGCCAGUUGCUGCUGGCCCGGGAGAAACGGCGCCGUCGCCGCCGGCGGCGACGACGACGGUGACGACGACGACGACGACGUACCUGGUGACGGACUCGUGGCGGCAUGUGAAGAAGCUGGCCAUCACGACGCCGGGCGCCGCCGUGGGCUUCGCCGAGACGUACAGCGCACAGGUGGGUCACCCUCUGCUGUACCGGGGCAAACCUCCGCCUAAAGGCGGUAUUUCAUACUAG